Messenger RNA from Rhodotorula graminis WP1, 1722 nucleotides. RefSeq lists its product as uncharacterized. Lineage: Eukaryota; Fungi; Basidiomycota; Microbotryomycetes; Sporidiobolales; Sporidiobolaceae. The record is from RefSeq and is a predicted model, not a curated record. The transcript is spliced from 10 exons. Bases 1 to 1722 code for a protein of 573 amino acids.
AUGGCAGAGAAGGGCGACUACGAGGCCCUCGAGAUGGGCCCGCCAGCCGCCGGCCAGCUCCCCUACAUCGACUCGCCCGACCACCGUACCUCCGCCUCGACCCUCGACUACGACGACGACGACGACGCCGACUUGGACGAGCAGGGUCACGCCUACCUGUCGCAAGAUGCACCAGCUCACCGCAGCACGAGCUCGCGGUCCCCUCGAGUGCUCGUCGCCGCCCUCGCCGCCUUCGCCCUCGUCGCCCUGGGAACCGCCCUUGCCGUCCUUCCCUCGUUCCGCCACUCGCUCCUCCCGUCCAGCUCCACCAGCCUUGCACGAGUCGAGCGCAACCUGAGCGUCUCGCUCGCCGACUACCUCCACGCGCGGUUCGACCCCGACAAGCACGUCGUCGCCUUCACGAUGGCGACCGGCGAGCCCAACUACGUCCCGCAGGCGCGCAACUGGGACGCCAAGCGCGCCGAGCUCGGCAUGGACGACAGCGUCGUCGUCCUGUGCCUCGACGAGGCGUGUCUCGACGAGUGCGAGCGAGGAGGGCUGCGCGCGUUCGGAGGGUACCUCGUCGUCGACCUGCCGCCGCCCACGAGCCGACGCACCAAGCGUGGCAAGGAGCGAGGGCAUCGCAUGGCGUACCUCAAGUUUCUCGCCAUGCUCGAGAUGGCGCAGAGCGGGUUCCCGUCGCUCUUCUUCGAGGGCGACACUUUCCUCACCGCCGACCCGUAUCCGCACAUGCUCUCGCUCUCGGACGACUCGUGGGACCUCCAGUUCACCGAGGACAUCGGCUACGUCGUCAACUUCGGCUGGAUCUUCUCUCGACCCUCGACCGCCACGGUCGCGUUCUGGCAACGAGCGUUCGACGCUUACCUCAAGAAGAACGAGUGGGAUCAACAACUGCUGUCAGGAAUCGUUCGGGCAGGAGCGCGCGAGACUCGCGGCGAGAACGGCGACCAGCACUGGUGGUUCCUCGACGACAUCGACUUGCGCGUCUCGAUGCUCCCCCUGUCCACCUUUCGUGCCACUCACGUCGAGAUGCUCAACUGGUACACGCCCGAGGCCGACGAGCUCGAGCCCAUCAUGAACCACCUCACUGCUGUCACCUUUCCCAAUCGUCAGUUCUACCCGAAGGAGCGUGGCUGGGCGACCGACCUCGACUCGUUCUACUCGCGGCGCCGACCCGUCCUCGCCUCGGGCCCGCUGAACGGCACGCUGCACGAGGUCUUGCGCUACGCCCGGACGCUGUACGUCCUGUCGGCCGUCAGUGGACGAGCGCUCCUCUUGCCCGACGACGUCACGGUGCAUGGCGUCCAGGACGGCACGCCGUACAGCUUCACACGGACCUUUACGCGGUUCGUCGCGAUCGACACAGCCGUCAACGACCUCGACCUGCUCGAGCCCGCCUUCUUCGCCCACGCCGCCAAGUACCUCGCUGCGCCCACCCUCGCCGCUUGGUCCUCCUCGCGCACCCAGCUCUCCCUCCCUUCCUUCUCCGACCCGCACGCCCUUCUCGCCGCCGUCCGCUCGACGAAGGAGGACGUCGUCGUGCUCGACGGCUGGGGCGACGGCAACGCGCGGCAGUGGACGCUCGAGGACUUCCCGGCCGACGUUGACGGCGACCUUGCCGACCUCGUGCGGGCGCUCAAGCGCUCAGUCGGCUGCCAGGGCUUCCACAUCGACCACCUACCUUUCCCGCACUGCCAGCCUCUCGCCGUACCCGUACCUUGA